Messenger RNA from Austrofundulus limnaeus, 2586 nucleotides. Its product is annotated as transmembrane protease serine 3. The record is from RefSeq and is a predicted model, not a curated record. Gene Ontology annotation, molecular function: serine-type endopeptidase activity. Bases 245 to 691 code for a protein of 148 amino acids. Gene Ontology annotation, biological process: proteolysis. Lineage: Eukaryota; Metazoa; Chordata; Actinopteri; Cyprinodontiformes; Rivulidae. The transcript is spliced from 5 exons.
UGAUAGAGUUAAAAAAAAKAAAACAUUUUCAAAUUUUUAAUGCUGACUGAACAAACAGCAUUUUAUUGAUAUUCACUGUGUUUUUGUCUUGUUCCCUGUGCUCAGAUUUGACAAUUCAUCUCUGUGGACUGUCCACGUUGGGCUGACAGAGCAGCUGAUCCAUGAAGCCCUGUCWCUGAAUGUAAAGUCCAUCAUUUACCAUGCUCAAUACCGACCCAAAGGCCUGGACCAUGACAUUGCAUUAAUGAAACUGGAGAAGACACUGGUUUUUAAUGGCCUUGUGCAGCCCAUUUGCCUGCCCAACCAUGGAGAAGACUUUGCUGAGGGGACCAUGUGCUGGAUCUCUGGCUGGGGAGCAACAGAGGAAGAUGGAGAGACCAGUAUUGUUUUACGCUCAGCUAUGGUUCCGCUCAUUUCCACCAAAACCUGCAAUCAACCAGAGGUUUACAAGGGACACAUCACUUCCUGGAUGAUCUGUGCAGGAUAUCUAAAGGGAGGAAUUGAUUCUUGUCAGGGGGAUAGUGGAGGGCCUCUUGCCUUUAAACAAUCUUCUGCGUGGAAGCUCAUUGGGGUAACAAGCUGGGGCAUUGGGUGCGCUGAGAGGAACAAGCCUGGAGUUUACACUUGCAUCACACAAGCACUAAGCUGGAUUCACCUUCAGAUGGAGAGAGAUGAGGCUCACUAUUUAUAGACUCAGAGGCAGACUGGGAUAAUCAUCCAGGAUUUGAUAUCACCCCAGGCCGCCACCACCAGAUUAAUGCAAACCACCAAAACUUUGUUAAACUGAGUGCACUUUGAAUGCAUGUCAUCUGCACGUCAUCAACUGAAUGCCUACAAAUUUUCUGCUGUGGUGCAAUAAUACUUUAAAAAAAGUUUUACUAGCAUUUUUUUUUUUUUGCUUCUCUUUUUUGCUCUUGGCAAAGGCGGACACUUUUUCCCUCUCUCCUCAGCCUCCCCUUAUCUACCCUGCUUUGCUGCUUUUUGGAGCCUCCUUUACAUCUCAUCCAAAACUACCAAUUAUGGAUCUGGUCUCAACACUAUUAAUCAAAUUUUUUCUACGUUGAAACUGGGCAAAGGAGAGUCUACUUGUCCUGAUGAAACAUAUGCAGCAGAGCUCAUUCUGGACUCCUGGGGUGAGCGGAGGAUAAUGUGCCUGGCUCCAUUGUCGAUUGAGGAAGUCAAAAACGUUUGGAUAAUUGGAUUAAUGAUAGCAGGAUUUCUGUUGAUUYGUGGAUAUCUGUCAUAUCAUGAAAUUUGCAAACUUCUGGCAGUUAUUUGGGCCCUGUGGAGACUGCUGGCCUCACGUGAUGGGAUUUGCUAGGCUGUCAACACUCAGACUCAAACACUGGUGGAGGUGAACCGCAAUCUGGAUGAGAUCCUCACUGGGGCUCAUAGGCCACAUGUAGCUUCUGAGCCCACUGGUGGAAAUGUAUAGAUCUUGGAGAAGUUGUGCUCAGUGUAACACAAGAUAUGACCAACAAAAUUCAGCUGUCUGGAAUUUUCGCCAUUGAGAGUUUCUGGUAAGAAAUUAAGGUGACAAGCAAAUCUUCUGUGUCAGCCUGUUCCCAAAACAACUGUGAUUCUGAUUCAGCAUUUCCCCCUCUAUGUGGCCUUGAAGGCUAGGUGUUUGAAACUCUCCUUGGAUGUUAUGUGAACUGAAUGCUCUGCCCCCACCAUCCCUCCUCUCACUUCUGUCUGUGAACUGUCUGGAAGCAAGCCAAAGACCGCACAGAUGGACAUAACAUCAUUCUGAAAUUUGUUAUUUUAAACCCCUGGCUGGUAACAUAGUCUGUUGCAUAAAUAAUCAACAAAAGCAUAUCUACGUAAGAGACCAAGUCAAUAUCUAUCAUUUAACACCAGAUUUAUGACAUUUUAUUCUGACAUGGUGAAUCUACAUGUAAGUUUGACAUCCUGGAAAUUCUAAACUGUGCACACAAUGAGUAGGGGUGUGGUCAAAAACUGGUCCCUGUGGAGUAGUACCCACCAACUUUUAAUUUGUUAACAGACAUUUUUUUGAAUAAGUGGAUCCUAAGGUGCAUGAAAAGGCUAAGUAAGUUGAAUAUUUAGGAUCUGUGUGGUAAACUCAGAUAAAAAUAAGAAAACAUUCAUCUUCUGUUGGGGUUGUGACCAUUUGACCCCCCUGAUGACAUCAUCAAGCACAUAUUUGUUUAAUGAAACGGCAUGUAAAUCGAAGAACUAAUCAAUAUGAAUCUGCUGAUACCUUGUUUGUAAAAUUUGGUUGGUUUAUAGCAAAGUUAUUGGCAUUUAAGUUUUAUGUCCCCCUAAUUUUGAUGGUCACAAUAGAAAAAAGAUGUGGUCAAAUAGGGGUCCCUGGGGGCAGUGAGACCCAAAUGUGUUUUUCUGUUUACAUGCAUUUUCUAAAAGAGUGGACCCUGGGGUACAUGAAAACACCAGAUAAGUUCAGUUAUGGGGGAGGGGGAGCACGGUCACCCAGCAUAGCCCAUGGAGUAUCACUACCUUUGCUGGCAAUCUCCCUCUGUUCUUUCUCCUACCCCUGUAGCCUCCCCUCCCCUUAUGCCCCACCCCAUAUCUCUUGCUCUGUGUAGGGGUUUUAUUUUUGUACUU